Messenger RNA from Durusdinium trenchii, 942 nucleotides. Lineage: Eukaryota; Dinophyceae; Suessiales; Symbiodiniaceae. The record is from the annotation of a GenBank genome assembly.
GAAGAAAAAGCCAUGCCAAAGAGUUACAACUGUGAGCCCGAUGGCUGAUGAGCAAGACGCGCCCUUGCCUACUUUUGACACAGUUGGAGGAGAUGCAGAUGCCAAGGACGAAGUGGAGGAAGGUGCUCCACGGAAAAGAAGAAAGGCUGGGGCUUCGUCCACUUCGUCCACUUCGGAGGAGGAGGUGCAUACUACUUUGCUGGGGCAAAAGAUGUUUGCAGAACUGGGUUAUGUAGUUUAGAAGAAAGGUUACUAGCCAUGGCCUCCAACCUAAUACUGAUGGCCUCCAACCUAAUAGCGAUGGUUUGUUUUGUAGAAUCUGGUGUGUCGGAGGCAUUGGAGGCUUUGGUUCUUUUCAUCCCGGCUGUCGAGGUCCCUUUCGAGGAAAGCAGCUUGCUGCCUUACGAGCCUGACGCGGCUGUGGACCCUCCUGAAGAACUUCGGCGGAAGGGUAUGAUGGAGGAGGUGAUGUGGCGCAUGCGCUGGCUGGUCUCAAGGGUGGAGGCCAUGGAGCACAAGGAGCCCAAGAAGAAGGAGGCUUUGUCUUUGGGCAAUGGAUGGGUGCUCAUCCAGUCCAAUCUGGUUCCGGGAAGGAGGUUCUACUUCAAUAUGAAGUCGGGUGAAAGCACCUGGGAACGACCCUUCUGAGCCGCUUGAUGUCGGUCGCUUGCGGGAGGGACAUGGAGGAAGACCCUGAGGACGGUCUUCGGUGACGAAGAGGAUCCGAAGGUUCCUGGCGCAACGGAGCUGCGGAACUGGGUGUGCGACACUUCCAAGCGCUCCGGCGGCCUUUCAAGAGUUUCCGGCAGCUGCGAGCCAAAAGAAGGGCGAAUGUGCAGUGGGCGCGAAGCACUACGGUCUAAGGGCUUCAUGAGGGCUUCAAAUGCGAACAAAACCACGCUGUUCGAGAGAGUCGCUGAAGGGGACAAACAUGCACAAGGU